AUGGUCGAAGAGACAAAUGCCUUUGAGGGUCCAGAGAAGUUGUUGGAAAUUUGGUUUUAUCCCAAAAAGACCGAAGUGCCGCACGCUGAAAGAUCUUUAAGAAGUAUUGAUCACAGCAAAUGGAAAGAACUCUUGGAACUUGUGAAAUGCGAAAUUUUGUCCACUUUCAGUACCGAUGAUAUGGACUGUUUUUUGCUCAGUGAAUCUUCUAUGUUUGUAUUUGAUCAUAAAUUAAUGUUGAAGACUUGUGGUACAACUACCACUCUUCUAUGUUUACCUAAACUUUUUGAACUAAUCAAUAUGGAAUUAGAGUGGAAUUUCCAAUUCCGUGAUGACCUCACUGGAGAAAUAAAGAAUCAUCCUUAUAAAGUAUUCUACUCCCGUAGAGCUUUUAUGUUCCCAGAAAAUCAACGGUCAAUUCACCGAAGCUGGAAUGAUGAAGUCAAUUAUUUGAAUCAGUUUUUCAUCACAGGCAAAUCCUACGUUGUAGGAAGAAUUGAUCAAAACGACCAUUGGAAUUUGUAUGUGACUAAGACCAAUGAUGCGUUAUGCAGUGGACCAGAUAACGCCCAAGAAGAUGAUUUCACUCUGGAGAUCUUGAUGACCGAUUUGAGCCGUUCUCAUGCUCAGAGAUUUGUUACUGAUGAGCCAGAUCAUAUGGACGGCCAUAUCAUCGGUACCAAGAUGACCAAUAAGACAGCUAUCAACAAGAUCUAUGAUUUCGAUGCAAACAAGAUUAGCUUCAAACAAGAUUCUUACGGGUUUCAGCCAUGUGGUUAUUCUUGUAACAUGGUGUUAAACCAAUCAUAUUACUACACUAUUCAUGUGACACCAGAACAGGACUGGUCAUAUGCCUCUUUCGAGAGUAACGUCUUAUUGAACAAAAUUGACACCACCUCCACUCAAUUGGAUGUUAUCAAUAACGUCUUAAAUAUCUUCCAACCACUAGAUUUUUGUUUGACUAUGUUCAUCAAGACAGAAAGUGCAGAAUGUGUUGAUGCAAAGUUCCCAUAUAACAAGGUAGCCAACUACGAAAAGCAGGACAGAAUUGUCCACGAUCUGGACGACUACCAAUUGAUUUAUAUUAGAUAUUCAAAGAUAUGA
Messenger RNA from Kluyveromyces lactis, 1104 nucleotides. RefSeq names its product adenosylmethionine decarboxylase SPE2 (gene SPE2). Gene Ontology annotation, biological process: spermidine biosynthetic process; spermine biosynthetic process. The transcript has a single exon. Gene Ontology annotation, molecular function: adenosylmethionine decarboxylase activity. Gene Ontology annotation, cellular component: cytosol. The record is from RefSeq and is a predicted model, not a curated record. NCBI's taxonomy places the organism in Eukaryota, Fungi, Ascomycota, Saccharomycetes, Saccharomycetales, Saccharomycetaceae. Bases 1 to 1104 code for a protein of 367 amino acids.